Musa acuminata AAA Group (dessert banana) is the source of this 1325-nucleotide messenger RNA. RefSeq names its product caffeoylshikimate esterase-like. Gene Ontology annotation, molecular function: lipase activity. NCBI's taxonomy places the organism in Eukaryota, Viridiplantae, Streptophyta, Magnoliopsida, Zingiberales, Musaceae. Gene Ontology annotation, cellular component: membrane. Bases 304 to 1173 code for a protein of 289 amino acids. The transcript is spliced from 8 exons. The record is from RefSeq and is a predicted model, not a curated record.
AAUUAUUCCAUGUUCUUCCACGGAAUUGUUCUUCCAGUCUUCGAAACCUAUUGCUGUGGGCAGAGAUAUCAGUUGUUUUAUACCAAACGUAGCUGAACUCUCUACCUGUGGAUUAUUGUUCAUCCGCCAGCGAUUUCCACCGCCCCAUGUUUCUUGAUCUCUAUAUAGUUCUCUGUUAUUUCUUCCCCUUUACUCAUCAAAUCCUUUCUUACUGAAAGCUUCCUGUUGGCUUAUAAUGGUGAGUUCUUUCUCACAGAAUUCCUCUGUUUCCUUUGGUUACUAAGCAUCCUUUCUCACAGGCGCAUGCCGAUGAUAACGUCGAAUAUGAAGAGAUUUGUACAGAGGAACGUAGAACCGAAAGCAUUGAUCUUUCUGUGCCAUGGCUAUGGCUCGGAGUGCAGCAUAUCCAUGAGAGACAUUGCAAUUCGAUUAGCGAAAGCAGGUUACGCAGUUCGUGGAGUAGACUAUGAAGGCCACGGCAAAUCGUCCGGAUUGCGAGGUUACAUCUCAAGCUUCGAUGAUCUCGUCAGCGACUGCUCUGACUACUUCAUGAGUGUAUGUGAGAGACGGGAGAACAAGAAGAAGCCGAGGUACCUUUUUGGGUUGUCCAUGGGGGGAGCAGUGGCUCUCCUCCUCCAUCUGAAGGCCCCAACCUAUUGGAGUGGUGCUGUUCUUGUGAGCCCCAUGUGCAAGAUCGAUGGGAAGAUGAAGCCGCAUCCUUUGGUGAUCAGCAUCCUGAAGAAGUUGUGUAGCAUCAUUCCGACAUGGAAGAUGAUUCCUGCAAAAGACAUGAUCGAUAUUGCCAUAAAAGAUCCUGAAAAGAGACAGGAGGUUCGAUCAAAUCCGUACAACUACAGAGGAAAUCUUCGUUUAGGAACCGGUCAUGAGCUUCUCAAGGUUAGCUUGGCCAUCGAGAGAAAUCUGCACCAGGUUACUCUGCCAUUCCUGGUGAUGCACGGCGGGGAUGAUAAGAUCUUCGAUCCAUCAUCAAGUGAAUUGCUAUACAAAUCAGCUUCCAGCACCGAUAAAACGUUUAAGGUGUACGAUGGCAUGUGGCAUGCGUUCACGUUUGGCGAGGCCCCAGAACGCGUGGAACUCGUCUUCUCCGACAUGGUGGCCUGGCUUGAACAGAGGACGAUGAAAACUGUAGUUGCACAAGAAGCUUCCUGUUGAUGCAUGAAGAAUGGCGGCGAUCUUGUUGAUCUUGAUGACUUCCAUGAGACCUCGUUCUGUGUUGUGUAGAGUUUUUCUUGUCAGUGUUGUUUCAAUUGUGAACUGCAGAUAAUGCAGGAUCUAAUAAUUAAAGCGUUGGUUUCUGCUUGCCA